Molecule: messenger RNA, 2433 nt
Organism: Eimeria tenella
Lineage: Eukaryota; Apicomplexa; Conoidasida; Eucoccidiorida; Eimeriidae
Exons: 1
Coding region: 1-2433 (810 amino acids)
Source: RefSeq, a predicted model, not a curated record
AUGGGAGGCUCGAAGGCAGCAGCAACAGCAGCCCACACGCAAACAGGACUGACGGCAAAAGCCACAGCGGCAUCAACAGCUGCAGUAGCUGCAGCAGCAGCAACUACAGCAGCAGUAGGGGCUACCACAGCAGCAGCAGUGCAGGCAACAGCAGCAACAGAUGAAACCACAACGAAAACCACAGCAGCGCGCGAUGAGGUGGAGAAGACAUCCACCGGCGCAGGCUGCCGUGUGCUUCAGGCGCUGCAGCAGCUACAGCAGCAGCAGCUGCUGCUGCUGCAACAAGCUGCAGCGCAGCCUUUGUGCAGCAGCAGCAGCAACAGCAGCAGCAGCAGCACUGACCAGAUAGCACAGUUAUACACGCUGCUCAGCCACGCUGUAGAUCGACUUGACGAAGAAGUACUGAUGAAAACAGCAGCAGCAACAGCAGCAGCAGCGGCUGCAGAACCAGCAGCAGGCGCAGCAGCAUCAGCGGCUGCCGAAAGAGUAGUAGCAGCAGCAGUUGCAGCAUCAGCAGCAGCAACACCCCUAGAGACAGUGGCGGGCUCCGCUGCCCAGGUGAAGUUGCAGCUUCCGCGGUGCACAAUGGUGUGCAGCAGCAGCAGCAGCAAAAGCAGUGCCAGCAGCAGCAGUUCUGGUGGUUGUUCCUCGUGUGAGCUGAUAUAUCUUUACUUUCAAGUCGAUCAGCUGCUGCAGCGCUGUGAUGCCGCUGCUGUUGCUGCCGCUGCUGCUGCGAGUAAGCAGCUCCGCAGAGCCAAAACAGCAGCAGCAGCAGCAGGAUCGGAGGGGCAGCAGCGGCAGCAGCUCUGCCUAGGUGGCCAAGCAUUGCUCUUGAGCCUUACUGAAAAUCUGUUACUUCCAUUUAUGCAUGCAUGUGAGCAGCAGCGACGGCUGCAGCAUCAGCAGCAGCUGCUGCAGCAUGUGUAUGUGCUGCGGCUGGCUGGUGUUGCAGAUCUGUCGCCUCCGCAGUGGCAGCAGCUGCAGCGAGUGCUAUCUAUUUUGCAUGCCGAAUUGCUGCAGGCAGCAGCAGCAGCAACUGCAGCAGCAGGAGAAGCAACUACAGCAGCGGGAGAACCAGCUGCAGCAGCAGGAGAAGCAACUGCAGCAGGAGCAGAAGAAACUGCAGCGGCAGCAGCUGCUGCUGCACCAGCAGCAGAAGCAACUGCAGCAGCAGACACCACGCAGCAAAGCUGCACGUGCCCGCCCUCAGUUGUUAUUGAGGUAAACUGCUCGGCAGCAGCAGCAACAACCGACGCAGCUGCAGCAGCAGAAACACAGCAACUACUGCGCAGUGUCGAGGAGUUCGUACAAAUGCUGCAGCAGCAGCAACAACAGCGCGUUCAGGUGCAACUGUAUCAGAUAAGCUGUGUACAGCAGCAGCAGCAAGAAGCUUUGCUGAAGCAGCAGCAGCAGCAGCAGCAGCAGCCUCGCUGUCUGCUGUACAUAGGCGGCGACGUGCUGCUGCCUGCCGCUGCUCCAGGGCCGCUGGGCAGCAGCAACAAAGUGCUGCGGCUGCUGCAGCAGUUGCGCGAGCGUUUGCUGCUGCCGAUGCAAAUGCGCAUAAGAUACUUCACCCGACGUAACAGUAGCAGCAACACGAGCAGCAGCAGCAGCACAGCACUUAUGGAGACUCUGUUCUGCGGCAAGCAAGGAGAGGUCCCCGCCCCACGGUUGUUGCUGUACGGCUACGGCCGUGCUGCUGCUCCUCGCGCUGCUGCAGCUGCAGUUGCUGUUGCGGACGAGCAGCAGCAGCAGCACGAGGACGAUGCGCUCUUUCGCAUCAGCCCGCAGCAGCUGCUGCAGCACCUUCUGUGUCUGCCAGAGGCGUUGGGACUGCAGCUGCUGGUGGUGCCUCUUGCUGCUGUUGCUGCUCCUUAUGUGGGCGAGUCUGAACAGCGGCUGGCGCAGCUGUUUGCUGCUGCUGCAGCUGCUGCUCCUUGCGUGCUGCUGCUGCAGGGCCUGGAGAGAGCGGCAGCAAACAGAUCUAUACUGUCCCCGCUACCCGGCCUACAAAUUGACAGCAGCAGCAGCAGCAGCAGCAACAGCAGAGAGGGUGCGCAGAAGCAGCAGCUAGGAGCAGCAAAAGCCAGCAGGCUUCAAGGCAGCAGCAGCAGCAGCAACAGUCAGCGGCGACUGCUUGCUGCGCUGCUGCUCGGCCUCGAUGACCUGGAGGAGAAGCGGCGCUUGCUGCAGCAGCAGCAGCUGCAGGAAGAUUCAGGGGAUUGCAGCAGCAAACAGCAGCAGCAGCAGCAAGCCGCUGUGAUUCUCCCACGGCUAGGAAGCAAAGAAGACCAGAAGGCGUGGCAGCUGCAGCAAAAUCCAGCAGCAGCAGCAGGUGUUGCUGUUGUUGCAGCAACACACAUGCUGCCGGAGGAGCUUGACUCUGCUGCUGUGCGUGCCGGCAGACUCGACAGCUGGCUACCAUGGGCAUAG